GCUGGUUACUUCACCGAAGAAAGUCGUACAGUACGAUGGAUGCGCUGGACGAUCUUCCGUCCAGCGACGAGCCCUGCCGGCUGUGUCUGAAAAAGUGCGACCAGGCGUACAGCGUGUACGUCCACUCGGCGGACGGGCUGCUGCGCGAGCUGCCCAAAAAGAUCCUGGACUGCGUCGCGCUGGAGAUCGGCGACGCCUCCAACUUCCAGCUGGUCUGCAGCGAGUGCAUCUGCAAGCUGGACUACUUCCACGAGUUCCGCGAGAACUGCCGCAAGUGCCAGACGUUCUUCGAUGAGAUGAUGCUGUUUUGCCAAACGGAGGCUCUGGUGGCCGAGCAGCAGCAGCAGUUGUACCAUCAACAGCACGGUCCGGACGAACUGCCGGAGAUAAGCUUUUCGGGUAGUGAGUUUCUGGGCAGUCCCAACAAGGAGUACGACUACAUCAUGCAGAGUCUGGACAAGGAGGACAUUUCCUUUUCGUCGAACCAGGAAGCGUUGCAGCUGAAGCAGGAGCUUGAGAUUUCGAUCCAGCAGAAUCAACGGGAGCAGCACCAGCAGCACUACCACCAUCACCAACACCAGGGUGAGUUUGAGGGCAUUCCGGUGCAGUCGGCGAUGGACGCCGUGAUUCCGAGUGAGGAAACGUGCUUCAAUAAUCUGGAGGAGAUUGUGGACUCGAUCGCGGCUCAGCAGAACGCAAAUGUCGUCGGGUAUGCGAUCAACGGAGGUGAAUCUAAGGAUAGUUUGGACUACGACGACUUUGUGGGGAUUGAUUCCGUUGACGACAAUCGGGAUGCGUCUAUUUCAGAGAUUCAAGUACAGGAGAUCAUUUCGGAGCAAAAGUUUCAAUCCUCAAUUGGACUGCUUCCGGAACCGGACCUCAACGAUACUAGCAUCUCACAGCAGCAACAGCUGUUUAUUGAAGACAAACCUGCUUUGGAGCAGUCAGUUCCUCCAAUUCCUAGAGAAGAACCACCUCCCGUCCAAGAACAGCCAAUCCCACCAGAACCAGCAGUGCCUCCGGUCAAGUUCCAACCGCAAAACGAUCGAACCUGUGAGUUCUGCGGGAAGGAGUUUUCAACGCGAACCAAGCUGAAAAUCCACCGCAACACCCACCUCAACAUCUCCCCGUUCAAGUGCCCCAUGGGCGGCUGCGGCAAGUCGUUCAAGUCCAAGAUCGGCCUGGACGAGCACGUGGCCGGACACACCGGCAACUAUCCCAUUUCCUGCAACGUGUGCGGCAAGGGGUUCGUCAACCAAAGCUACCUCACGGCCCACCUCCGGAUCCACGCCGACGAGAAAACGUUCCGCUGCAACAUCUGCAAGCAGGCCACCUUCAAGACCAAGAAGUCGCUGGUCGAUCACAAGAACCGACACCUCGGCCUUAAACCGUUCGAAUGUGGCCAAUGCCAGAAGGUCUUCACCAACCAGUAUCUGCUUCAGCAGCACGAGCAAGUUGCCCACAGCGGCGUUCGCUUCCCCUGCCCGGAGUGCAGCAAGAGCUUCACCUGCAAAAGCUACCUCAAGGUUCACCUCAGAAUCCACCAGAAUGAUCGACCCUUUGUCUGCUCGAUCUGCGAUCGCGGCCACGUAACGAAGCGCGAUCUGGACGUGCACAUGACGCUGCACACCGGCAAGAAGCAGUUCAUCUGCGAUGUGUGUGGGAAGGACUUUGCGCGGUUGAACGCGCUGCAGUUUCACCGGAAGAUUCACGAGACGGCGGGGGAGGUGGAGGCGGAGGCAUCGUCGUCGACGACGACGGCGAUGAUUCCAGAUAGCUAGUGGCGAAGCUGUGGGAAUAGGAAUAAGCGCGAUCGCCCAGGAUACGCUCGACCGAUUCUGGCGCCAUGUCCAGAGAGGAACCGCUGCGUUCGAUAUAACUCUACUAGUGUUUGUCUUUUUUUACUGUGGCAAGGUAUUUUGCAUUGCUGUGAUUUUUUCUUCCUUAAAUUCACCGGAAAAGUUCCAAGGAUAAAUGUGCGAAAAAGUAUGUGAUUAAAUAGUUCUUUUUGCUAUGUA
Molecule: messenger RNA, 2018 nt
Organism: Culex pipiens pallens (northern house mosquito)
Lineage: Eukaryota; Metazoa; Arthropoda; Insecta; Diptera; Culicidae
Product: zinc finger protein 2-like
Exons: 5
Coding region: 36-1781 (581 amino acids)
Biological process (GO): regulation of transcription by RNA polymerase II
Cellular component (GO): nucleus
Molecular function (GO): DNA-binding transcription factor activity, RNA polymerase II-specific; sequence-specific DNA binding; zinc ion binding
Source: RefSeq, a predicted model, not a curated record